Messenger RNA from Athalia rosae (coleseed sawfly), 2499 nucleotides. It is a transcript of the gene Marcal1, whose product is annotated as SWI/SNF-related matrix-associated actin-dependent regulator of chromatin subfamily A-like protein 1. Lineage: Eukaryota; Metazoa; Arthropoda; Insecta; Hymenoptera; Athaliidae. Gene Ontology annotation, biological process: replication fork processing; DNA repair. The record is from RefSeq and is a predicted model, not a curated record. The transcript has 12 exons. Gene Ontology annotation, cellular component: nuclear replication fork. Gene Ontology annotation, molecular function: ATP-dependent chromatin remodeler activity; ATP binding. Bases 134 to 2251 code for a protein of 705 amino acids.
CAUAACAUUUUAGCGUUAAAACUUGUGGCUGUGUAAAUUACCUUGACUCACAAUUAGCCAAAAAUUAUGUAUACUUAACUGUGAACAUCUCUUAAUAAAGUAAUUCAUAUCUGCAUAAGCAGUUCGUCCAGUGAUGUCAAGUAAUCCCAAAUAUUCUGACUCAGAAAUUGAGCGGAAAAGAUUAUUGGCGAUCCAACGUAGAGAAUUACUGACAAAAAAAGUAUCUGGUGGAUCACCUCAAGCAGGGCAGAGUCCGCAAAGUUCAAACUCAUUGCAAAGCGCAGACACUUGUGCAGGGAACCGAUUUAGCAAUGGUCAUAGCAGCUCAAGAAAUCAAUUUGUCAUGCAAUCACAGAUCAAAAACAAUAGAUAUAACCCGCUUAAUACUAAGGAGCCAACCAAGUUUUUCAACAAACAGGAAACUGCUACUGCAAAAUGUUUCAUGAAGACUGAUAACAGAUUUGCUGUUGACCUGCCCAUGUUUCAACAACAAGUUAUUGAGGUUUUCAAGACAAUUCCAAGCAGAUCAUAUGAUGUAAAGACAAGAAUUUGGGACUUCAAUAUCAAAGAUUAUGAUCUUCUCAUGGAGAAACUAGCUCCUUUGAAAUCACGAGUAGUUAUAGAAGGAUUGCCAAGUACGAUACUUCGGGUAUUCAAAAGAGAUAACAACACCAACUAUGAUUCUAUCGAUUUGUCAGCUAUAGAUUCAAAGUUGGUAGAGUCCCUGAUGCCGUUUCAAAGAGAGGGUAUUUGCUAUGGAAUUUCAAAAGAGGGGCGAUGCCUCAUUGCCGAUGACAUGGGACUUGGAAAAACAAUUCAAGCUUUAGGAAUAGCACAUUAUUAUAUGAAUGAAUGGCCCCUCCUCAUCGUCACCCCAUUGUCCGUGAGGUACCAGUGGUCGGAAGCUAUCUAUAAAUUUCUGCCUUCUGUCCCCAUACAUUACAUUAAGCACUUUACGACUGGCAAGGACUUCAUAAGCGACGCUAAAAUCGUCAUUAUGUCCUAUGACAUCUUAGCCCGAGCAAUUGACAGUGUUGAAAAAAAUGUUUAUGGCGUAAUAAUAUUUGAUGAAUGCCACUUCCUCAAGAGCUCCAAAGCGGCACGCACAAAGGCUGCAAGACGUAUAGUAGCUCAAGGGAAACGAGUUAUUUUGCUCAGUGGUACACCAGCUCUUUCUCGACCAUUGGAAUUAUAUUCCCAGAUUAAUCUGAUCAUGCCAAAAUUUUUAGGGUAUGUUGAAUAUGGCACUAGAUACUGUGCUGGAGUAAGAGGAGCUUUCGGUUGGGACUUUAGCGGUUCUUCGAAUAUGGAAGAGUUGCAGCUACUGCUACAACGUUGCUGCUUGAUAAGGCGUCUAAAGAGUGAAGUAUUACAGCAAUUACCUUCCAAAAUCAGGCAAGUUGUUGUUUUGGAUCCCACAUUAAUCAAAACAGGAACUGAGGAGGUAGAACAAAUAUCUAACCGAUUACAGACAAUGCGUUUGAAGAGUUCAGAACAGCACGCACUCCUGUUACAGUACUACAGUGAAACAUCAAAAAUGAAAUUGAAGGCUAUUCGUAACUACGUUAUUGAUUUACUGGAAAGUAAAUCAAAGUUCUUGAUUUUUGCCCACCACGCGGUCGUCAUCAGUGAAAUUUGCGAUACUGUUCAGUCAAAAAAAAUAAAGUAUAUCAAGAUUGACGGAUCGACAAAAUCUGAUUUUCGUAAGUCGCAGUGCGAUCUGUUUCAAGAACAGCCAGAUUACUUAGUAGCUGUACUUUCCAUAACAGCGGCAAAUGCAGGGAUUACUCUGACGGCUGCUGAACGUGUCGUAUUUGCCGAGCUGUACUGGAACCCAGGGGUAUUGUGUCAAGCUGAAGACAGGGCGCACAGAAUUGGACAAAAGAGUAGUGUGCUGAUUCAGUUUCUCGUCGCAAAAAAUACAGCUGAUGAUCAUCUGUGGCCUUUAAUGCAGGCAAAAUUGGAUGUCUUAGGCAAAGCUGGACUCAGUCAAAACUUUUCAGUUCACAAGACGACAGAGACUAGGCAAGAGGUCACAGAGCAGAGGCAAACGAAACUAGAUUCAUAUGUUACCAAAUCCAGUUCACAACCAAAACCGAAUGAACUUAGUUCACAGGAUUGUGUUGCACUUGCCAAAGCAGUAGAAUUUGAGGAGACAAAUUCGAUGGAGAAAGAAAAAAGGGAGCUACAUGAUUUACUCGAAAUGGAUGAUGAAGAUCUAAGCACAUUGGAUUUAGAUAUGGUUGAAUAGUAUUACGUUGAUAAUAAGUUGUUGAGACUGAUAAAUAUUUAUACAAUAGUUACAAAAAUGUUUGAAGAUGGAACGUGUUUUAAGAACUUGAAAAUGAAUUUGUCAGUUCUUGAAACUGUAUUCUCGGUCCUAAACAUCAUGAUUAUACAUAUAUUGCGAGUAUUUAUAAGCGUUAAGUACCUAAAUUCAUUGUAAAAUUGUCGCUGAAUAUUUUUAUACUUCCAAAUAAUUGAUGUGAUUACAAAAUA